UCCGAGUUAGAAACACGGACGAGUGUAGAGUAAGCGUGCGGUCAUUUAGACUCGCCAAACCGCCCGCAUUUGAUUAAUUAUCGGCGCUUUUCGACCCGAAAAAGUGACGGCCGGAAAUCCAAAGCUCGCGCCUGAGUCUCCCAAAAGCGAACGCAGUACUUCCCCCCGAUUCUCUCCGCGAGCGAACGCGACCCGAUCCCUUAUCGCGUCGCCAGAAGGGGAUCCUCAGUGUCCCGAAAGGGAUCUCGCCCUCGCCCCCUCGAUUCGAUCCCGUCCAGCGCCCGCGAAAGGGAUCCGAAGGCCUCCUUAUAGCGCCCGUUAAAGGGGAUUCCUCGCCCGUCCUCUCCUUUCGAUCCCCUAUAGCGCGGGCUGGAGAGUCCGAUCCCCCAACGCGUCGCCCAGAGGAGGUUCCGCGCCCGCCCCCCCGCGCCAGCUGAUCCGGAGUGCGAUCGGAUCCCCCUGCACAAGGGCUCGCGGCCGCCCGUCGCCAUCUUCCCUAUACUCGCGCAGAGGGAGAGAGAAGCCGAGGCGAUGGCGGCGCACUGACCAGCCCGUUUUCUCCCAGUUUUCUCGAGCGGAGCAGCGCCUUCCACGAGCCGGAACAGGAUCGCGUUCGCCUCGAGAGGAGGUCACACGAGGCCAGAGGAGGCCAGAGUCCGCGGAAGCCGAGCAGAGGCGCGAGAGGCGAAGGGCCCGAGAGGUGGGACACGGGCGCCAGACGUUCCUCUCGCCUCCUGUUCCUUGGGGGCGCCUUCCCUCCGCCCGCACGCCCACGCCAGGCCGCGGCGCCCGUCGGUGAUCGCCACAGCCCGGGGAGCCCCCUCCGCCCGCCCCUGCCCCCCCCCCCCGAACCCCAACGCAAACACCCCAGCCAAGGAAACAAAAACAAAAACAAGGAGAAAGAGGGAACCCCCCCCCCGCCGCCUUGACCCCAAAGGACCCCAGCCCCUCCGGGAAAAUCCCCUGGAAACCUUCUGACUGAAACCCUUUCCUUCCUUCCUUCCUUCUAUCUCCCCCCCCUCUCUCUCUCUUCCUUCCUCCUCUUCUUUCUUCCCUCCUUCCUCUUCCUUCCUCCUUCCUCCCGUUCCCCCCCCUCGGCCAAGAUGUCUUCGGGAAUCAUCGGGUGCCGGGAGUUCGUGGUGGGAGGGAAGUACCGCCUCGUCCGGAAGAUCGGCAGCGGCAGCUUCGGGGACAUCUACCUCGGGAUCAACAUCACCAACGGGGAGGAGGUUGCAAUCAAGCUGGAGGCCAUGAAGGCCCGGCAUCCGCAGCUACUGUAUGAGAGCAAAGUCUACAAGAUUCUUCAAGGAGGCGUUGGAAUUCCACACAUAAGAUGGUUUGGUCAAGAGCAACAGUACAAUAUCUUGGUAAUGGACCUUUUAGGACCUUCCCUAGAAGACCUCUUUAACUUCUGCAGUCGACGCUUCACCAUGAAGACCGUCCUAAUGCUAGCAGACCAGAUGAUUGGACGCAUAGAGUUUAUACACAACAAGAACUUCAUACACAGAGAUAUAAAGCCAGACAACUUCCUAAUGGGCAUUGGCCGCCACUGCAACAAAUUAUUCCUGAUUGACUUUGGACUGGCCAAGAAGUACAGGGACAACCGUUCCCGAGCCCACAUACCCUACCGGGAGGACAAGAACCUGACUGGAACUGCUCGUUACGCUUCAAUCAAUGCGCACUUGGGGAUUGAGCAGAGUCGGCGUGAUGACAUGGAAUCUUUGGGAUACGUGCUGAUGUAUUUUAAUCGUGGGUCUCUGCCCUGGCAAGGCCUUAAAGCUGCCACCAAGAAACAGAAAUACGAGAAAAUCAGCGAGAAGAAGAUGUCUACUCCUGUUGAAUCUCUUUGCAAGGGAUUCCCCGCGGAGUUUGCUAUGUACCUAAACUACUGCCGAGGGCUGCGGUUCGAUGAGGCCCCUGACUACAUGUACCUACGUCAGCUGUUCCGCAUCCUGUUCCGCACACUUCACCAUCAGUAUGACUACACCUUCGACUGGACCAUGCUUAAGCAGAAGGCUGCUUCCACUGCUGCUGCUGUGUCAGGAACCACCCCCCAGCCUGCUGCGACCCAAGGUACACAAAAACAGCUCUGAGGUCUAGGAUGAAGGUGGUGAUAAUGAGAAACAGAAGGAGGCCACUAGAGGAAUCCUAGUGAAGAUAAAUAGCUACUGAAAUCUUGCUGAGACAAGAAAAAACAAAGGAUUAAAAUCAUCAAAAGCAAAAACACUUCAACAACAAGAACAACUUUAAAAAACUACAAAAAAACAAAAAACAAAAAUAAAAGCACCAAAAACCAAAAAAAAAAAAAAAAAAAAGAAGAGCCCAAGCUCAAGGUGUUCCCCUUUCUUUAUGUUGAAAAGAAGACAAAGAAAACGGGAGGACAUCCGCUUGAUGAGAACAGUGGGCCCAAAGACAGCAGCGUGCAGCAGUGUGUGACGUGUGACGAGGCGAUUUUUCUUGUCUUUGUCUCAUCUCGUCUUUGUUUUGUCUUUGAGGAAAAGAGAGGGUGCAACUGACUGGGCCGACUUGAUGCGGUCUCCCCUCCCCCCCAUGCUGCCUGUUGUUGGGGUUUCGCCCACUGGCCUCGCUUUUUUUGCCACUAAUGCUGCUGAUAAUAAUAGCCCUUUUUUUUUCUUUUUCUUUUUAUUAUUCCCCGAGAGGCGUUUCUGUACUCUUUCUCUAAUAUUGGUUAGGAAUUCCUGUAUUAUCAUAUUUUUUUUCUUUUCUUUUCUUUUAUCACAGUUUUAUUUUCUCUUGGUGAAUAUUUGAUUAUACGUUGUGUAUGAUUAUAUAAUGGUUCCACAUUAGUGUGGAUUUUUUGUUUAUAAUAUUUUUUUUUUUUACCUUUGUGUUUGUUCUUUCUAUGUGUAUUUUUCUGUAAUCUUCCACGUGCUAAUUCAGAAGGUUAUUGAAAACCUGUGGAAGUGUUGUAUUGUUCUUAUGUCUUUUUUUAUUUUUUUUACAAUGACUUUCUUAUUUUUGUUAGUGCUUUUAUGGCACAAAAAUAAAGCAAGCUGAAGUUAUAUAUAUAUAAGAGAAAUUUAAAGAAUAGAUAAUACAAUACAAAAAUGUUUUUUGGAUAUGAAUGGGUCUUAUAGUUGUAAUAGUGUUUUUUCUCCACAUGACCAAAAGCUCAUGGUGAAUUCAUUCAUUUAUAUUUAGCCAUAUCAUAUACAUAACUGUUUAGAAGAAAUGCCACUACACAGCUACUGAGUUAAAGUCGUUUGGUGGAGUAACUUUCGUCUGUAAACCAACCCCUGCCCAUCCUGUUUAGAAAUUGAAAAAGAAAAUAUGUGAAUAAGAUUCCCAGAAUAAUUUAGACUAAAAUAUACAAAAAUAGAAGAAAAAUAUUAUUUAAUGAUGGAUAUAUCUACAUAGGAAAGGGAUUAUUUUGGUAGUGCUGUUUUUCCCCCCCUUUUUUUUUUUGCUGAUUUUAUUUGAUAAGAAGGGACCUUCUUUGUAUGUAGAGGAAAAAAAAGAAUAUUGCACUUCUUACUUGAAAGGAAGAUAAAGAUAAUGUCUUAGGUAUAUAUCUGUCUAUAUAUAUAUCUAUAUAUAUAUAUAUGUAGUGCGUGCACGCGAGAGAGAUUGAGAUGGAGAAAGCAGAGGCGGGAUUCAUUAUGACGUGAUAGUUCGUAACCCGCGGAAAUAGACAAAGAAGAAUACCACAUUGCCCCUCACCCCCACACCCCCUCUCGGGAGUUUUUUUGUUUUUUUUCUUUUCUUUUUUUCUAUAAGUCUGCAUCUUUUAUGCAGAGAUACUUUCCUUUUUUUAUUUUAUGGAAAUCAGAAGUAUGUCUAUGAUUUUGAUGUGACUAAGACCAUAUUAGUUUGGAUUUGUAAUGAAGACAUUGUCUGUCUAACUGUGUAUUGUAUAAGAUGUUUUGUAAUUAAGGUCUGUUGCUCCUUCCAAUAUUUUUCUUGUCUUUAUUAUUAUUAUUAUUACAUAUUUUUUUUUCUUUGUAUUCUCUUAAUUAAAUAUUGUUCUCCAGAUUUCUUUUUUUUUUAAUGUAUACAUUUUUUUAGUAGAACUCAAUGUAAGAAAGAAAGAAUGAGGAAGAAGAAUGAUCCCACAUAGUCCCACUGUAAACUCCUUGUAUAACCUCUGCUUAUAUUGUUAAAAAAAAAAUGAGUGUAACUGAGUGUACUUGUUGAACAUGUGUCAGACAGGCAGGCGUGUUGAUGACUUGUUUUGUAGAAAGAAUAAGUAAGUCUUUUCUUCUCUCUUUUUUUUUCUCCUCUUCCUCUGAUUUGAUGGCAGGGCAAAAAAGAAAGAAAGAAAAAGAUGUAUAAACACUUUAUUUUUUAUUUUAUUUUAUUUUUUUUUUUAACUUUAGGCGUAGGAGUUGAGUGUGCUCCGUAUGGAAAGAUUAGCCUUCUCUUCCUUUGUCCAGUUUAUUAUUUUAUACCUUCCCUCCCUCCCUCUCCUCCUGUCCAUGUGAUAUAUAUAUAUAUAUAUGACUUUCUCUUUUUUUUUUUAAUGAUAUUUUUGUGUGUUUGUACUGUGCUAGACUUCUGUUGGUUGGGACAGCAUACAUUUAGCCAUUUCUUACUCCAAGAUGUGCUUUUUCCAAGUGGUUUGACUGGUGUUUAACCCAUGACAUAUUUCUUUUAUUAUCUUGCCACUGUGAAUGUCUAGUUUGCCUGUCUUUUUUUUUUUUUUUUUUUUCCUUUUUUUCUUUUUUUCUCUCUCUUUUUUUAUCACUAAAAGAUUUUUCUGUCUCCUCAACAUGAGAAAAUAGGCAGGUCUGAUAGCAGAUAAUUGACCCUCUUUCCCUUCCUUUAAAGAUACAAAAAACAAACAAAAACAAAAUGUCGACCCCCCUUCCCUCUCCCUUCAUCAUCAUCAUCAUCUGUUUUACAUCUGUUUCCUUGCUUGCACGGGUUGGAUGACAAGUUCUUGUUGGCUGAGUUAACUUUCUCCAGGGUUUUCUGUUCUUCAAUGAUUGAGAAUCCACUUCUGCGGUUCUUGGACCGGAGCGUGUCACUUCGCACUUUCCGCUACUCUCCCUUACUGAUUUGACCUUCCCUCCUUCAGAUAAAUAGUAAUGAUUAUUUAGAAAAUAUUGCAUGUAUACAACAUUUACUGCAAAAUAAAAAGUUGUAUAUUCCCACAAAAAAAAAAAGAAGAAAAAAAGAAAAAAGAAAAAAAAAAAAAAAAAGGCAGACCUCACAGUAACUACUGCUUAGGAUUUCUUCACCGAACUGGUUCCCCUUCUCUGGAGGGCAUCGAGGCACGCCCCUUUCAAUAGGUCGUCACUAGCUUGCUUGAGGUCAUGUGCUUGUUCACCUGCCUUGGCGACGUCUUGAAAUUGGUCGAUUGGCUUUGAUUAUUAGUAACAAUGGUUAUUUAUUAUUUGUUUGUAUUAUUGUAUUAACCAUCACGAUUAUUAUUGUUUGUGGUUAAUAUUAUAACAGUUACCAUUGCUGUUAGUUUAUUUUUAUUAUAGAUUUUCGUAUUUUAUUCUAAAAUUCUUUUUUGAGAUGGAAAUCCAAUGCCUCGUGGGACCAUUUAUUAUCCUGUAGCAAAGAACUAGUGACAUCUGUUUUGUCUGUACUUGCACCCCUCCCACUUCCCUCUCCCCCCCACCCCCUGUAUCACCCUGAAAUCAAGUCUUUAUUAUUCAGUGAGGUCUCUUAUGAGCUGACUUUGUAAAAGGUUUGUUAGAACAGAAGACUUUUUUGUUUCUUUUUUGCAAUACUGCAAAACAUUUUAAUUGUGUGGAUAUGAUGGUUCUUAAGGAAACCUCUUGCCCUUGUCAUUCAUUCAAUAUUUUUUUUUAUUUAUUUAUUUAUUAAUUUUUAAUUCAAGAAGAGGUGGUUCUUCAUUACUGUGUUGUUGCUAGUGUUGUUAUUAUUUUGAAUUAAUUAUCAUUCUUUGAUUUAUGGUAAUCUUUUAUUUAACUAUUUAUUUUCUAAUGCCAUAAUCAUCAUCAUCAGUACUGUUGAUAUUGUAGACAUCAGCUAAAGGUCAUUUAUGAUGCUUCUCAGUACUCGGUACAUUUCUGGAAGUGCAUUUGAAGUGAUGACUAGUGUUUUAAGAUUUUUUUCCAUUUUUAAAUGGACUUCACAGAAAAUGUACUGGAAGAAUACACCUCUCUGUUCAGAUCUAAAAAAAAAAAAGGUGUCUUCUAAAAAAAUCUUGCUGUAUUAUUUUGAUUUUUAAGGAGAAAUAAUUAUAUAACAAAGAAACAAACAAAAAAAUAUGUAGAGUAUGUGUACAUGACUUGCCUGUAAGAACCAUAGACACCAAUUUCAACAUCUGUAAACCUUUGUAAUGUCUAAGACAAUAUUUGUCCCUCUUUUUUUCUCUGUUAUUUGUAACCAUAACAAAGAAAAUGUAAAAAAAAAAAAAAAAAAAAAAAAAAUCAGGCAUUGUUUUUUUUCUCAAUGUAAUUGUAACUGAUAUAGAAAUAUUUGAAUACAUUUAAGAAGGUGACGUGUCAGAAUUAUUUUGUAAGUGUUGGCAGUUGAAAAUUUGGAUCACUUUUAGGAACAAAUUGAGUAGGUGUGAAUGAAAGGAGGAUCAUAAUAUUGUGAAGGAUUUUCAUUUAUUACUGUCGAGUUUAAGUCGAGAUUUAAUCUUUCAUGUAAGUGUUUGUGUGUGCAUGUUUGUUUAUGAUAAACAGAAUUAUAAUGCAUGCAACAUAUGUAGACACACACACACAACACACACACACACA
This is a messenger RNA of Penaeus indicus, 6683 nucleotides long. RefSeq names its product casein kinase I (gene CkIalpha). The record is from RefSeq and is a predicted model, not a curated record. The coding region runs from base 1104 to 2093 and encodes 329 amino acids. Gene Ontology annotation, biological process: signal transduction; negative regulation of canonical Wnt signaling pathway; peptidyl-serine phosphorylation. Gene Ontology annotation, cellular component: nucleus; cytoplasm. Gene Ontology annotation, molecular function: protein serine/threonine kinase activity; ATP binding. The transcript is spliced from 7 exons. NCBI's taxonomy places the organism in Eukaryota, Metazoa, Arthropoda, Malacostraca, Decapoda, Penaeidae.